Molecule: messenger RNA, 3500 nt
Organism: Portunus trituberculatus (swimming crab)
Lineage: Eukaryota; Metazoa; Arthropoda; Malacostraca; Decapoda; Portunidae
Product: protein turtle-like
Exons: 13
Coding region: 656-3346 (896 amino acids)
Molecular function (GO): protein binding
Source: RefSeq, a predicted model, not a curated record
GGAGGGAGGACGUGCGCGCCCGGCUGUCCCACUCCUCGCACGUAACAUAAGACCUCCUUCACGUGACCUGUGACCGUGCCUGUGAUACCUGGGGCGGGGAAGGGAGGGGGUGUGUGGUCCAACAUCGACCGGAACGCAGGUACACCCCUCCCCUCCCCCAAUUCCCUCCAUACCACACCCCACAGUUAAGGAAGAGAGGGUAGUGGUGGUUCGAGGGGAAAAGUUAGGUGUAUAUACAUGUUUAUUUCUCAGCUUUACACACGAGGGGCUUCUGAGUAAUGUCAUGUGCGUGUGUGUGCGUGUCGCGCGUGUGUCCGUCUAUGUUAAGUGAUGGAAUUUGUACCUUUUUUUUCUUUACGAUUUUUUUUACUUCUUUUCGUUACAGUGCCGUGAAAAAAUCCUUCAGUCGAACACAUUAAAAAAGAAACUAGACGACAAUGGAAACUACAUAGCCAAGUGGCACCAUAAUAAUAAUAAUAAUAAUAAUAAUAAUAAUAAUAAUAAUAAUAAUAAUAAUAACAAUAAAGCAAAGUGAAGCACAAAUAUUUCCCAGCCAACUUUUCCUUCACCGUGAUUUAGUUAUCAGACGCAAGAAGCCGGAAGCAGGGAGGGAGGCGGCAGACCUUACCAACCCAGCCCAGGCCCUUCCUUCACCAUGGAGGGGCCGCGGGGACUCCUGCUGCUACUAUUACUUCUGGUCGCCCUCACUCUCACUCUCUCCCAGAUCCCUCAAGACCCAGGCCAGGUGCUGCAGGUAGUGGUGGUGGAGGGGGGGCGCGCGCUUCUACCCUGUGACGUGACAGCCCCCCGCCCCGGUGACAGCCCCAUCCUUGUGUUGCUGUACAAUGGAGUUACUGGCAUGCCCAUAUACAGUAUCGACGCACGAAAGGGACCCACCGCCCUCACCGCCCACUGGUCAGGUCUCGGAGAGCGCGCCCACUUUGACCUGACCUCGCGUCCUCCCGGCCUUGUCCUGCAGGGUGUUAGGGAAGGGGAUGCAGGACUCUAUCGUUGCAGGGUGGACUUCGCCGCUUCCCCCACCAGAAACCUCGCCGUCACCCUCUCUGUUGUGGUGCCCCCGGAGAGCGUAGUAAUUGAAGGGCGUGAGGGCCUGGAAGUAUCAGGGGUCAUCGGCCCUUAUCAUCUUGGGGAAGCUCUCACUCUCACCUGCCACGCGUCCAAAGGUCAACCGCGUCCUCGGGUCACGUGGUGGCACUCAGGAUCACUCCUGGACGAUUUGGUGGAGGAGGUCAAGGGUCAGGUCACUAGCAACACCCUGACUUUACCUGAUCUAAGCCGCCAGCACCUCCAUCGUAUUCUCAUUUGCCGCGCCGCCUCCUCGAACCUGACCCAGCCUACCAUCGCUUCAGUCACGCUGGAUAUGACCUUUCCACCGCUCGAGGUCAAGAUAGAAGGAAACUUGACGGGGCUGCAAGAGGGUGGUCUGCACACACUAUCCUGCCAAGCCACAGGGUCACGCCCCCCUGCCAACCUGACCUGGUGGCUGAAUGGUGACCUCGUGACCUCCAGCAGCACACAGGUGCUUCAGGAAGGCAACGUGAGCAAGUCCACGUACACUUUCUCCCCGGGCCGCACGCAGGAUGGAGCUCACGUCACCUGCAGGGCGGAGAACCCAGUCCUAAGGGCGUCCGGGGCGGUGGAGGACACAAGGAGGCUAGGAGUAUACUUCUCCCCACGCCUGGACCUCCGUGUGGGGCGACGCCUGCAGCUGGACAACAUAAAGGCGGGCGAGGACGUGUACUUCGAGUGUGUCAUUCAGGCAAACCCGAGACCACACCGCGUCAGAUGGUUCCUUGAGGGCAGGGAGCUGCAUCACAAUGUGGGUGCGGGCGUGAUCCAGAGCAAUCAGUCCCUUGUGCUGCAGGGCGUGACACGCGCCUCCACCGGGAACUACACCUGCAGCGCUACCAACACCCAGGGCACGGCCUCUUCUCCGCCCCUGCAUCUAGCUGUUAAAUUCGCCCCGGUGUGCUCUUCGGGGCAGAAGUGGGUGUACGGGGCCACGCUCAGCCAGGCUGUCAAUGUGUCGUGCCGCGUGGAGGCCUUCCCAUCCCCCGCCUCCUUCAAGUGGGUGUUCAACACCUCCACAGAGUUCACUGAGCUGAGCGAGGAGCUGAUCACCUCGCAGGGCGGCGAGAGCGUGGUGGCCUACACGCCCCUCACCCACCACGACUUCGGCUCGCUGUUGUGCUGGGCCUCCAACCAGGUGGCGGUGCAGGCACACCCCUGCGUUUUCCACGUCGUUCCUGCUACCGUGCCGGAACCGGUGGACAACUGCAGCGCGUGGGAAGGUGCGGGGGCCGCUGGGCGAGUGGUGGUGGCCUGUCAGCCUGGCUGGAGCGGUGGCCUAGACCAGACCUUCACCUUGGAGGUGCGGGAGGCGCCACGGUCCGGGGAUGUGGGCCCGGAUGAUACGGACACCAACGCUGCGGGAGGCAGGCUGUUGGCAGCGCUGCGGGACCAGGCUGAGCCGCACUUCACGGUGACAGGACUCCGGCCGGGGCGAGAGUACCGUUUGGCCGUGGUAGCUGCUAACUCCGAGGGCGCUGCGCAGCCCACGGUGUUGGUCCACCUCACGCCUAUCGAUGUAGCAGAGAAACGAACAAGCCCAGUGGUCGCAGAGGCGUGGCCACCCGACCACUUGGCCAUGCUCACGCCCGUGUUGGGAGCGGUGGCGGGGGCUAUGACCUCCCUAUUGGCCUGCUCCCUUCUAUUGCUGCUGCUGGCCCGCUUCCGCGCAGCCACGCGCACUCACGCACAUACAAGCAUCCUAUACAUGGAUCCAGCGGCGGAGGGCGGCUUCACACAGGAGCAACAACAACAACAGCAACAACAACAACAGCAGCCUGAAGCGAAGGCUGAUGGCCGUAGAGUGCGGCCCGACGUGACUCUCGUGCGGGGCCAAGGAAGAGACGAGGCCUUGAUCGUACAGGAGAGGAAGACGAAAGAGGAGGAGAAAGAAGAAGAAAAAGAAGAAGGAGGAGGAAGAGGAGGAAGAGGAGGAGGAAGAGGAAGUAAAGAAGGGGGAGAAGGAGAAAGGGAGCCAAACAAACACUCUCCCCACCUCAACUCUGACUUGUUAAAGCAGGAACAGCAGCAACAACAGCAACAACCCUCGGCGGCAGCUGCUGACCCGCCUCCCCAGCAAGACUGCCUCAUGUCCACGGAAAAGGGCGCCUGCUCUUCCUCAGCUUCUCCCCGCUCCUCCACAGCCUCGCGCAGUCCCCGAGGGUCAGGCUGGGCGGGUCGCUAUCUCUCCGACGCCGCUAACCGAAAAAGCCUGUUCCCUUGGCCACGCCGCCAGGUGAAGGAAAGCUGCGUGUAAGGCUGUGUAUGAGCACGUUCACACACACACACACACACACACACACACACACACACACACACACACACACACACACACACACACACACACACACAUGACCAACAACCAUUUCCAUAUUUGUGUAUCGAUGGGAAAAUUAAUAUGUAUGGAUGUA